AAAACUUCGUGAACCUUUAAUUCCUAUAUAAAAAUAUGAUGCGUUGGCAUUGUUUUUAGGUGUCUCCGAGUUUUCUUAGAACUGCAUCAACUUUGCUAUGGCAACAACCAUCUGCAACACUCCCUUCUCCAUGGAAAGGAAAACUGUUGUGCUUGUUAAGCCCUUGGAACCUACGCCUCCCGAAGUUCUUUCUUUCUCCUCCAGCGACAACGAUCCCAACAUGGAGGACCUCUAUCAAUCUGCUUACGCGUAUAAAGCACAUGAUAAUCAAAAUUUCGCUGUUGGCAAUAUUGGUCAGGUGGCGGAUCCAGCUUGCAUAAUUGAGGAAGCUCUCUCUCCAAGGUCUUGGUUUAUUAUUUUCCUAUAGCAGGGAAACUGAGGAUGGGAAGUGAUGGAAGGCUUCAACUCAAGUGCACUGCUGAUGGGGUACCUUUCGUAGUGGCAACUGCCAGUUGCCAACUCUCGUCUCUGAAUUAUCUAGAAGGGAUUGACAAUGAAAUUGCUAGACAAUUUGUCAGUGAUUUUAAAUGUGAAUCCGAUUUUGGUUAUCACCUUCUAAUAUUUCAAGUGACCAAAUUUUCAUGUGUACGAUUUGCUGUUGGAAUGAGCUUCGCGCACUCAGUUUGUGUUGGGGUCGGCGCAGCGCAAUUCUGUCGAGCUCUAACUGAGCUUGCCAGUGGGAAGAGUGAGCCUCCCAUAAAACCUGUUUGGGAGAGGGAGAGAUUGGUAGGAAUUCCUACUCAAGAACCCUUCCAUUUCCUUGUGGAUAAAAGUUCUUUAGCAACUUCGCCAUACUUGCCUACUUCAGACAUCGUCCGUGAAUACUUCAACGUGACUGCACACGGUAUCGAAAAGCUCAAGAUUAGUAUGAUGGAAGGAAGUGGCAAAUGGUGCUGCACAGGAAAGAUUCACCACAAUGGAGGUCCUCGUGCGUAUGUUUGGAGAUCAAGGUUUAUAGCUUUGAAGUUGGAUGCAAAUGGAAACUGCAGCUUACAUGUAGCUGUAGGUAUUAGACGUCUGCUGGAUCCGCCUUUGGCUGAUGGAUACUAUGGGAAUGCUUUUAUCUUUGCUUACAUUAAUCUGCAAAUAUAUGGUUUGUUCUGUUGGUAAAGGUCCUACUAAGGAAUUUAUCCCAUUAGCCGCCGCUUUAGCACAUGGCAGACGUUUAGCUUAAGGUCCUUUUCUGCUUGCUUACUUGUAUAGAAAUUGUUAAGAUGUCACAGUUUACCCCUUAGGCAGUAAUGGUGGGCCACUUUGGAUUCUGCAACUAUGGCUUUACUUUUAUUUCCCUGCACUUGCUCCUGUUUUGUCUACUGUACCAAGUCAAUAUCUGCUUACUUACGGCUUAAUGUUUAGAGAUGCCACAGAAAAUAAGAAAAAUUUUGAGGA
Molecule: messenger RNA, 1389 nt
Organism: Rubroshorea leprosula
Lineage: Eukaryota; Viridiplantae; Streptophyta; Magnoliopsida; Malvales; Dipterocarpaceae
Source: the annotation of a GenBank genome assembly